Messenger RNA from Clarias gariepinus (North African catfish), 2496 nucleotides. RefSeq names its product extracellular calcium-sensing receptor-like. Gene Ontology annotation, molecular function: G protein-coupled receptor activity. The record is from RefSeq and is a predicted model, not a curated record. The transcript is spliced from 6 exons. Gene Ontology annotation, biological process: G protein-coupled receptor signaling pathway. Gene Ontology annotation, cellular component: membrane. Lineage: Eukaryota; Metazoa; Chordata; Actinopteri; Siluriformes; Clariidae. Bases 1 to 2496 code for a protein of 831 amino acids.
AUGCAGUUUAUGCUUUAUUUCAGUCUGGCAACAAGGGACAGUUGCCAUAUUCUAGACAGUCCAUCAUAUCCUCUAUUGUCUAAAGAUGGAGAUGUAAUAAUUGGAGGUCUAUUUUCUAUACAUGGUGAUAUAAAACUUCUUUCUUUGCCAUAUACUAAAAAACCUGAUCCUCUCAUAUGCACUAGCUUUAACCUUAGAGAGUUUCGAUUUGCUCAGACCAUGACUUUUGUAAUUGAUGAAAUCAACAGAAGCAGCAGUUUGCUCCCAAAUAUUUCAAUUGGUUACAGGAUUUAUGAUAAUUGUGGCUCAAGAUUGUUAUCUAUGAAGGCAGCCAUGGCUUUGAUGAACGGUCAGGACACAACAGCGGAUGAUUCUUGCACUGGACAUGCAGUAGUACAAGCCAUCAUAGGGGAGUCAGAGUCUUCUCCUACCGUAGUACUCACAAAAACUACAGGGCCUUUUCACAUCCCAGUGAUAAGUCAUGCUGCUACAUGUGAAUGUCUAAGCAACAGAAAAGAGUACCCCUCUUUCUUUAGGACCAUAGCGAGUGACUACUACCAGAGUAGAGCGCUGGCAUAUUUGGUCAAGCACUUUGGCUGGUCUUGGGUCGGAGCAGUGAACAGUGAUAAUGACUAUGGAAACAGUGGAAUGGCCAUUUUUCUAAAUGCAGCCAAAGAGGAGGGAAUAUGUGUUGAGUACUCUGAGAAGUUUGAACGGUCAGAUACUGCAAAACUCUUAAAAGUGGUGGACAUCAUUACUAAGGGCACAGCUAAAGUAAUUAUUGUAUUUCUUGGCCAUGUUGAGAUGAAUGUCCUAGUAGAAGAGCUUAUUCUGAGGAAUGUCACUGGCUACCAGAUGAUUGGUGUUGAGGCUUGGAUUACUGCAGUCAAUCUAGUAACACCAACAAGUUACAAUCUACUGAUCGGAUCCAUGGGAUUUGAUGUGGGAAAACUGAACAUUAAUAGUUUUACUGAGUAUGUUGUUAAGGAAUUUUGGCAAACAGAUUUUCCAUGCUUGAAUAUAGAGGGAAACAUUCAUCAAACUAAUAACUACUGCAGCAGAUAUGAGGAAAUACUUCCUUUUAAAAACUACAAUGAGGAUAUAGCAGAAUUGAGAUAUGCAAAUAACAUCUACAAUGCAGUUUAUGCUGUGGCUCAUUCUCUACACAGCCUGAUGAGAUGCACAGAAAUAAAUAAUUGUGAGAAAGGCAAGACACUAAAAUCGUGGGAGGUUGUUGAGUCACUGAAAAAGGUAAAUUUUAAAACCAAAACUGGAGAACAGGUUUGGUUUGACCGCACUGGGGCAACUGCUGCAAAAUAUGAUGUAGUGAACUGGCAACGAGGCUUUGACGGAGAAGUAAAGUUUAUGGUUGUGGGGUAUUAUGAUGCCUCUCUGCCGACUGGGCAGCAAUUUGUCUUAAAUGUUAACAACAUAAGUUGGGCUGGAGGGAAAGUAGAGAAGCCAAGGUCUGUGUGCAGUGAGAGCUGUCCUCCAGGAACCAGAAAAGCUGUUCAGAAAGGGCGGCCUGUCUGCUGUUAUGACUGUAUACCAUGUGCUGAGGGAGAGAUCAGUAACCAGACAGAUUCAUAUAACUGUGAGCAGUGUCCAGGAGAAUAUUGGUCUAAUAAUGGAAGGGACAAAUGUGUGUUAAAGGUUAUAGAGUUUCUUUCAUUUACAGAGGUGAUGGGAAUAAUACUGGUAUUUUUUUCAGUGUUUGGAGCCACAUUAACUGUGUUAGUUGCUAUUUUAUUUUUAAUUAAAAAAGACACUCCGAUCGUUAGGGCCAAUAACUCUGAGCUGAGCUUCCUGCUCCUGUUCUCCCUGACUCUGUGUUUCCUCUGUUCACUGACUUUUAUUGGUCGGCCUUCUAAGUGGUCCUGUAUGUUGCGUCACACUGCAUUUGGAAUCACCUUUGUACUCUGUAUCUCCUGUGUUUUGGGGAAAACAGUAGUUGUACUAAUGGCCUUCAGGGCUACACUUCCAGGCAGUAAUGUCAUGAAAUGGUUUGGGCCUCUACAGCAGAGACUCAGUGUUAUUGCGUUCACGCUUAUACAGGUCCUUAUUUGUGUGCUUUGGUUAACAGUUUCACCUCCUUUUCCUUACAAAAACAUGAAUUACUACAAGGAAAAAAUCAUAUUAGAAUGUAAUCUGGGCUCAGCUAUAGGUUUCUGGGCUGUACUGGGUUAUAUCGGGGUUCUGGCUUUCUUGUGCUUUGUUUUAGCUUUUCUAGCGAGAAAGCUGCCAGACAAUUUUAAUGAAGCUAAAUACAUUACAUUCAGCAUACUUAUAUUCUGUGCUGUGUGGAUCACCUUUAUUCCAGCUUAUGUCAGCUCUCCUGGAAAAUUUACUGUAGCUGUGGAGAUAUUUGCUAUUUUGGCCUCAAGCUUUGCUUUACUAUUCUGUAUAUUCGCACCAAAAUGUUAUAUUAUUCUUUUUAAACCUGAACUGAACACAAAGAAAAGUGUAAUGGGGAAAGUGGCAUCUAAAUCUCUUUAA